Messenger RNA from Schistocerca gregaria, 1565 nucleotides. RefSeq names its product facilitated trehalose transporter Tret1-like. The transcript has 3 exons. Gene Ontology annotation, cellular component: membrane. Bases 1 to 1455 code for a protein of 484 amino acids. NCBI's taxonomy places the organism in Eukaryota, Metazoa, Arthropoda, Insecta, Orthoptera, Acrididae. Gene Ontology annotation, biological process: transmembrane transport. Gene Ontology annotation, molecular function: transmembrane transporter activity. The record is from RefSeq and is a predicted model, not a curated record.
AUGGGCAGCGGGCAGCCCCAGGUGUCGACCACCUACUCCACAUACUGGGGAGCGACGGCUCCAACUGUGUGUCGUUGGGGGACGUCGCUGCUCUAUGCGUCGUACGGGUCGUUCAUGGGAUGGCCCGCGCCGACUCUGCUCAUCCUGGAGGCGGAGGACUCGCCGGUUCCCCUGACCGCUGACGAGGGCUCGUGGCUGGCGUCCAUCAACUCGCUCACCAUGCUGGUCGCCAUAUUCGCCGCCGGGUUCGCCGUGGACCGCGUGGGCCGGAAGAAGCUGCUGCUGGCCGCCGCCGUGCCCCUCCUCGUCUGGUGGCUGAUGGUCGCCUUCGCAGAGUCCUAUGGCAUGCUGCUAGCCGCACGAUCCAUCGGCAGCCUCAGUGGCGGACUUACCAGCACCACGGCGACCAUCUACCUGUCCGAAAUCGCUGACGCCGACAUACGUGGUGCAGUCAUAACUAUUCACAUGGUGCUGAUGAACGGCGGGACUUUGCUCAUCUACUGUCUCGCUCCUUACUUGUCUAUUACAAAUACCGCUGCUAUUUGUGCAGUAUUGCCCGUUAUUUUCUUCAUCUCCUUCGUAUGGAUGCCCGAAUCACCGUACUUCCUUUUAAUGCGAGGCAGGGAACAAGACGCUAUCAACACACUUUUGAAGAUAAAGGGAGAUCUCAGCCCCGAAGAGCUAAAGGCAGAACUGGACAUGAUGCACGACAGCAUACGGCGGAAGCAAGAGACGAAAGGAAAACUCAAAGACCUGUUCACUAUACCAGUGCAUCGUCGGACACUGCUCAUAACAGUAGGGUUCAUUAUACUGCAAAUGUCCACCGGGGCUAUAGCACUGAUGACCUACACGAACUCCAUACUCGAAAUGAGCGGCAGUGAACUCGAUCCGAACUUGUCUUCUAUAAUGCAGGUCGCUGUCCAGCUCUUGUCGAGUGUCGGUGCGUCGUUAGUGAUUGACCGGUUCGGUCGGAAGACCCUCGCCAUGGUGUCUUUUGUAAUCUGUGGCGUCUGCGUCGCUGUUGAAGGCGCCUACUUCUACAUCAACGACGUCCAAGGAGACGUCCCUUCCGCUUUCGCCUGGGUGCCACUCGCUGCCUUGAUUGGCUUCCAUGUCUCCUUCACGUUCGGCGCAGGGUCAGUCCUCUAUCCGAUAAUAGGCGAGAUAUACCACGUGUCUGUAAAGGGCGCCGCCACGUCCAUCAACACGACGGUGAUAGCGCUGUACGGCUUCUUCCUGAAGAAGAUGUUCCAGGUGGUGUCGGACAGCGUGGGCGCCUACUGGUCAUUCUGGGCCUUCUCCGUGCUGUGUGUGUGCGGCGCUGUGUACACCUUCUUCCUGCUACCCGAGACCAAGGGCAAGACGUUCGCGCAGAUCAACCAGGAGAUGGACGCCCGAUUCGGCGGAAGUAGUCGACAACCUAUUGCUGAUCUCGUAAAUGUGGAACCAAAGUGAGAUGCAGGGAUUCUAAUCUUAACGAAAAGUACACGAUCACUGUGCCACUGAACAUCUUAGAUGUCUCCAAGACAUGCAGCCGUGAUCUUCAUUCUGUGAAUGAAACAAUG